This is a messenger RNA of Marchantia polymorpha subsp. ruderalis, 1327 nucleotides long. Lineage: Eukaryota; Viridiplantae; Streptophyta; Marchantiopsida; Marchantiales; Marchantiaceae. The record is from the annotation of a GenBank genome assembly.
AGUUCACACUGAUCUCUCACGCAAGUUCAGAACUUUCGGUGGUAUAAAAGGAUCAGGAGUGAUCGUUCAAAGCAUAUCUGCGAUCUCAUCGCUGGGAUUGAGGGUGAAGAGUACUUCCUCCUAUCUUGGAUCGCCAUCCUUAUAGCAGGACUAUCUCGAAAGAUAAAGAUCAUCUUAGAUAUCAGACCGAGUGGACUCUGCUCUCGAUUUCUCCUGUAAAAAAAUAAUAUCUUCCACGAAGUUUCUGGAUCCUCAGAUUUACGAUGGGUUUCGGCUUGAGGCCACGAUUUCUGAUUCAUAUUCUUGUAAUCUCAAUUAUAGCGUCUAGCAUCAUCAAUGUCGCCCAGGGACAAUCCACAGCAGACGAGUACCUCACUCCGCACAAUGAUGCCCGAGCUGGGCUGAAUCAAGGCAUACCGAGCCUGACCUGGGACACCACGCUGGAAUCGUAUGCUACUGACUGGGCCGCCACCAGAGCAGCUGCUGGUGACGACUGCGCUCUCAUACACUCUGGAGGACCUUACGGGGAGAACAUCUACUGGUCCAGUGGACCGAGCACCCCAGCGGAUGCAGUGCAGGCCUGGGUCAGCGAGGAGGCCUAUUACGACUACGCAACAGAUUCGUGCUCGGCCCCAGAGGGCGAGUCAUGCGGUCAUUACACGCAGGUCGUGUGGAGGGACACAGCGGCGCUGGGAUGCGGGUCGGCCACUUGUCCCUCUGGUGCCUUGUUCGUCGUUUGCAGCUACGACCCCCCGGGAAACGUUGUCGGUCAGCUUCCUUACUAGACUUGCUCUACGAAUAGCUGCGGCCGUCGAGCGACUCCGAGUUUCAUCUGUGCUGAAGUGGUGGACACAUAGUACUGUAAGCUCAGUACAUUCAGCAAAUGUCCAUCAGUAGACGAAUAUCAAAGGCAAAUUAGGGAGAGGCAGGGAUGAGGAACUCAUAGGAGACCACUCCACCGCUCGCUGCCGUGAGGAUGACAGAGAGUGUAGAGAGAAUGUUGUCUCUGAAUACAGCGCGUUUGAAUUGCUUCUACGCUGGCAUAGUACUGAGUGAUAUACUGUAGAUGAGAUUUUAAGUUGGCAUAAAUUAGAACAAUCACUUUUAAGCAUAACUCGAAUCCCUGGUAGGGCAUCGUGGUUGUAACUUGUUAUCAGUCGUUGCGAGUAGCUUGAUGCGGGGAAAGAGCAAACGUCGUCUCUUUUGAUAGCUGAGUGGAUUUCAGAAAGCUCAAUCGUAAUAAAAAUAUUGGAGGAGUUGCGAUUUAUUUGAAUCUUUUAUUUGGAAAUCUGUAUUGGCCUUGAUUGAAGAGGAAGUGCAUGGCGAC